AUGGCAACUAUAUUUGGUAUGCGUUUGAGAACUAAGCUUAAAGAAUGCUUGCCUCUCCACUAUAAGGUUGAUAUCAGAGUGUCUCCCGGUUCUCAUGCCGAUGAACAUUCAGUACAGAUCAGAGCAGAGGGUCUAAGGCUGAACAGACGUGUGGGGAUCGAAUACUUAGCAGUGUGGCUAACACGAUCAGGAUCUGUCCCACGCUAUAACCUGAUGGAAGAUGCGGCUCCAGCUGAGAUAAGUCGUGUCCAGAACUGGCAAUGGAUUAGGUAUGAAGUGGAGUUGGACGGAGAUGGGCUUGGAGUCAGGGUGAACAAAGAGUUGUUUGAGAGAGUUGUGGAAGAAGAGAUGGAAAGAAUCGAGAAAGAAGUUGGUAAAGAUAAGUUUAAGAAAGGAAUGUAUAAGGACAACUGCAAGAAGUUUACAAAGCAAUGUACUGCAAGUGAGCUUGAUGAUUUUCUUACACUUGCUGUUUAUGAUCAUAUUGUAGCUCACUACCCAAACAAUGUGUCAAGGCCCUGA
Brassica rapa (field mustard) is the source of this 522-nucleotide messenger RNA. Its product is annotated as malate synthase, glyoxysomal-like. The record is from RefSeq and is a predicted model, not a curated record. Gene Ontology annotation, biological process: glyoxylate cycle. Gene Ontology annotation, molecular function: malate synthase activity. Gene Ontology annotation, cellular component: cytoplasm. Lineage: Eukaryota; Viridiplantae; Streptophyta; Magnoliopsida; Brassicales; Brassicaceae.